AUGUCUGAAAAACUUGAAAUUCGCCUCGUCACCUACAUGUGUCCAACGCACCCGGUAGAACUAUAUGAGCUGAUCGUAGAACUAUUGGAGAAGGCAUUAGAUUGUUAUGUCGUUCUUCAAUAUGAUAGUCGCAGCCCUGGACCAAUGACAGACCGACCGGAUCCAUUCCAGGAAAACAAAGUUGAUGUGGCGUUUAUCACGGCGACGGCAUAUAUGAAGAUGAAGCUUAAAAACAAAUUCGCCGAACUGUUGCCCGUAACACCAGUCUUCGCACACCAGAUGAACGUCGAGAAUAAACCUGGUUACUUCUCCGAUGUCAUUAUUCACAGAGAUAAAAAGGCACAUAACGUCAAUACACUGCUGGACCUUCGCGGAUGUACUUUCGCUUACAACAACGAAGAAUCUCUCAGCGGAAGCAAAAUCGUUCUUAAAACGCUCAAGGAAAAGGGCGAGAAUGCUUCCUUUUUCGGCUCACUACUAAAGUCCGGAUCACAUUUGGCCUCUGCUCAAAUGGUCUUAUCUAAGCAAGCAGAAUGGGCGGCUGUUGAUUCGACAACUCUUUUAAACUCGAAAAGAUACAUGCACGACGGCGGGAAAGAUAUAAUAACUUUAGAAACGUUAGGACGUCUCCCACCAUAUCCUAUUCUUGUAAAUUCGAGAUUAUCAGAUACUAUCAAGGAGACCAUUACACAAAUAUUCUUAGAUAUAUCAAAAAGUACUCAUUGGAAGAGAGAAUUUGGCAAGUUCGGUGUAAUAAAGUUUGAUACAAAUAGUGAUAAGUCCUAUGAUGGGCCGGCUGCACAGAUGUGGUCCAUCCAGAACGAGACACUCAACAUUAGAUAUUAUUAG
This is a messenger RNA of Leptosia nina, 849 nucleotides long. NCBI's taxonomy places the organism in Eukaryota, Metazoa, Arthropoda, Insecta, Lepidoptera, Pieridae. The record is from the annotation of a GenBank genome assembly.